UCCACUGUGCAAUUCUCCAAUGGGUCUCGGAUCAGGAUUUAUUCCUGCUUGGGCCUUAAAAUCUAAUGCCAAGAAUGAUAGUCGCCUGAAAGACGUUAGACUUGAUACAAGUAACAUCGCCUCGAGAGCUUGGUUCCCUACAUUUGAAACAACUCAGAAAUGGCUGCAGGUAGACUUUGGGCUUCCUUCAAACAUUACAGGAAUCGCAACGAUGGGAACGACACAAAAUUCGUAUAAGCUUGAGUCUUACCAACUAGWAUAUCGCAUGAAUAGGGAUGAUAGGCCAAAAAACUACUCGACUGGAGCAUCUAUAAUGGUGUUCAAAGGAAACGAAAAUGGAAAUAUGAUCACAAAACAUCACCUGGUGCCUUCGAUCUUUGCUCAGUUUAUCAAAAUUGUGCACUGGCAGACAAAAAUAUCCCUAAAAGUUGAAUUCUACGGUUGCGGUAACGCAUACACAGRUUCCGUGAAAAGAAGAGAGAAAUGCAAUGUCUCAGCUGGAAUUGAAGAUGGAGCAUUUCUCAUACCAUCAUUUAAAGCCUCAUCUGUUCGAAGGCCCGUACAUUUUUCCUGGAAAUCUGUUGGUUUGUCUCAAAGCCCAUACGUUUGGAAACCAAGGUAUCAGAACACAUAUCAGUGGAUURAAAUUCACUUCAGUUCGCUGCAUAAUAUAGCUGCGAUAAAAACCGAAGGAAAUGACCUGGACAUGGAAUGGAUCUCUUCUUUUAUGCUGAAAUACAAAAUGGAUGGACAAUCUUUUAAGACGCACAAGGAAAUAGGGCAAAAUACCAGUACGAUAUUCAUUGGAAAUUCCGCAGACAGRCGUACAGUUAAGAAUAUGCUUCAGCCAAUCAUAACAGCAAACACUAUUCGUYUGUUGCCGGUAUCGUGGGUAAAAGCUAUUGCACUAAGACUAGAGUUGUAUGGUUGCAGWUUAUUAAGAAGAAAUUUGGGUUGUGAUCAAGCGUUAAGAAUAGGCGAACCAGGCACAUCUGUCAACAUAUCGCUAAGCUCUUCCAUGACCAUUUACUUUGAGCCCUGGCAAGGACGUCUGCAUUUUGUAAAUUCUCGCCGUCCGUUUUGGAGCCCUCUGGAAACCGACCCCAAUCCAUGGCUUCAGGUCGACUUGGGAAAAUUAUUGAACCUUACAGGCGUGGCUACACAGGGCGCAGGUUCUACGUCACUUUUAGUUGAUGGAAAUUCAUUUGUUAAAAGCUAUAUUUUGGCCUUUGCGGAAGACGAUGGCGUGUUUACAAAAUAUGUCGAAAAUGAGAAUACAAGGGUAUUCUUCGGUAAUACUGACAGUGAUUCUAUUGUAAGACGAUAUUUUGCAAGUCGUGUUCAAGCCAAGUAUKCAAGGCUGCACCCACURACAUGGAAUAACACUGUUGCUCUGAGRAUGGAGUUUUAUGGAUGUGGAAAUGAACAUAGCAAGUGGGUUACACAAAAUCACCAAGUUGUUCGAAUAGGAUGCUUUUCGUCGAUAAAACAAUUCCUACCAGGUGAGAAGUACAGUUCAAAACAAACGAAUGGAUUUGAAUUUUGCUCAAAGAAGGCUGUCAUGGAAAGGUGGUCGUCCUUCGCAGUCCUCCAAUCAAAGUAUCAAUGCCACAAAGGACCAGAUAAUAACGACAUCCAACAGGCAGAACACUCUUAUCUUUGUCAAAAUUGGACAGGAGGCGGACAAUCGGGAAGCUCGGACUUCUUCAUUGUCAUAGCACAUGGCAACUUUAGUACAUGGUCCGAUUGGUCUAAUUGCACUGAAUCUCGUGGAAUUGGGGAAAAAUACCGUUCGCGCAAUUGUACUAAUCCAGCUCCKCUCAAUGGUGGUAAAGACUGCAUUGGUCCAUUCCACGAGACCACAUCAUGUAAUAUUACCAAGCCCGCAGAAUGGUCARACUGGGGACCGUGCAGCACGUUCUGUGGCCCAGGAGUUCAAAACAGAACAC
Exaiptasia diaphana is the source of this 1949-nucleotide messenger RNA. Its product is annotated as coagulation factor VIII. The annotation marks the transcript as partial. The record is from RefSeq and is a predicted model, not a curated record. The transcript has 13 exons. NCBI's taxonomy places the organism in Eukaryota, Metazoa, Cnidaria, Anthozoa, Actiniaria, Aiptasiidae.